AUCUCAGACAGCCAUCAAGUCUUCUAAUUAUAUUGAUCGGUUAAUGGCUAAUAAUAGAAGAAAGUUAAAUGUAUAGUCUAUUGUAUUCUUAUUGGACAUGAUUAUUUGUGAAGAAACUAAAACCUAAACAGUGGAAGUUAAACUUCACCUAAUCUGCGACUAAUUAUAAAAGGUUCAAAUCCGCCAUCUUAUAACAAAUAUUCUGCAAGUUGAAUGAGGAAAGAUGGCGAAAAAAACAUACGAUUUGUUAUUCAAAUUGCUUCUUAUUGGUGACUCUGGUGUUGGUAAAACGUGUCUUUUAUUCAGAUUCUCUGAUGACGCCUUCAACACAACUUUUAUAUCCACCAUAGGAAUAGAUUUCAAAAUAAAAACAGUUGAACUUGGUGGAAAGAAAAUAAAAUUACAGAUAUGGGAUACCGCUGGACAGGAGCGAUUCCACACCAUCACCACCUCUUACUACAGAGGGGCCAUGGGCAUCAUGCUGGUAUAUGACAUCACAAACCCCAAAACAUUUGAAAAUAUUUCAAAAUGGUUACGGAAUAUUGAUGAGCAUGCCAAUGAAGAUGUGGAGAAAAUGAUCCUUGGAAACAAAUGUGACAUGGAGAAUAAAAGACAGGUGUCUAAAGAACGGGGAGAGGCUAUUGCCAAAGAACAUGAAGUUCCAUUCCUAGAAACAAGUGCAAAAGCUAAUAUUAAUGUAGAAAAAGCCUUCAUGGAUUUAGCACAAGCAAUAUUAAAUAAGUCACCAUCAAGGGAUGCAAGACCAGAGGGCCAAGUCAUAAAUGGUGGAAAUAGGCCAAAUCACUCCAGUAAAUGUUGUUAAGAUUUCCCCUACUGUGGAUUUAUUCAAAUUUCACUAUUAAUUGUACUGUGUGGUUAAAGUCAAGGCUUAUGUAGCUCAUUGGUUCAGGAUGUUGAGUUAGUAACUUCUGAAUCCUAAAAUUGGUCACUUAUUUCUGUGAUCCUGAAAACAUAGCAAUGGAUUUUUAUAUAUAUAUAUAUGUAUAAUUGCUAUUUAAUAAUUAAUUGUACAGAAUAUUAACAUAUAAUAUUUUUUGGUUAUGCGUGUAGGUAAGGUAUAAGUAAAUAAACCAUUAAAUUUUAAUAUUAGCACUACAAGGAAAAAAAAGUCUUAUUAAUUUGUCUGCUUGCAUUUGACCUAAAAGUUGCAAUACCUAAAGAAGAUUUUAUUCCCCAAAAACAAUGAACAGAAGACACAUUUCAACAUUUUACAUGUGAGAAUAAAUAAUUUAUUUUCAUUGGUGGUACUGGGUGAGAAAGGCAGAGAAAAUGUGUUACAGAAAAGCUGUGCAAGAGAAAAGUAAUUUUAUGUGUAAUUAUUUUAUGCACUUUAAUGCAUCAAUAUUUUGUUGCAUAACAUUGUAUGUUAAGGUAUUUUAUUCAAAGACAAAAAAUUCUUUUGUAGUUGACUAUUUUCAUAUGUAUGAGGUUCAAAGUUUGUCUCAGAAAAUAAAUUCACUUUUUAGGGGGACAAGUAGCUAAAAGCUUGAAAAGUAUAAGACGUAAUAUGUAAUUCUGAAUUUUAAUAUUUAAUUUCUUAGGACCAGUUUUUUUUUUUUUUUUAAAUAAUUUAUAAUUCUUAAAAUGAGUUAUUUGUAUACUGUUGGAAUACUAGUUUCUGAAUGAAAUUGAAUAAGAUUGGCACGAUGAAUUCAACUGAUGUAAAUUGUUCUUUUAAAAUUCUACUUCAAAUAGGAACUCCUGAAGCUGUCAGCAUAUAAGCAAAUGACCAUGUUUGUUGUAUAAGAAGUGAUUUGUUUUUUUUUUUUCACCAUUUGAUGUCUUUGUCUACAUGUCCAUGCUUUGAUUUUGCAAAAUGCAGUUUUGUUUAGAUCCAUUUUAUAAAGGUUGGUUUUUUUUCUAAUUCUCACUAAAGCACCCCUCCCCCCCCCCCCCUUCCAAAAAAAGAGGUCCAUCUAAAGAAGUACACAAUAACUAUCCCAACCCUUUCCUUAUGUGAAAAUUAAAAUUUGAUAGAUUUUUUUCCUCAAAAUUGAAACAAGCUCUGUUCAUAGUACUGCUGCUGAAAGUGUAAGGUGCAGGGUGGGAAGUACCUUUAUAAUUUUCUUGUGUUCAUUUUCCUUUUACAGAUUUGAUCCAUUUAUUCCUUUGUGAAGUUUGACAUUUAAUGCUGUAUGAGUACUUAUUUAAGUAAAAUUCAUAUUUUAGUGGCUGUGGUAGAGUAUGUACUAAUUUAUGAUAACUGCCAAAAUAUGAAUUUUUGUGGAUGUAAGGUAUAUACCCACAGUGCUAAAUAAGGCGCUAACAGACCAUGACCUACUUUGUGUUGGACUUAAAAUAUGCAAAAAAUGAGUACACAUGCAGUAUUUGAUUCUUAAGAAGGAAUCUGGUAUCCAUGUUCCUGAUAUUAAAUCUACAAAUAAAACAGAUAAUGAAUUAAAAAGCAGUUGAUAAUGAUUACCAUUAAUUUGUACAACUUGAAAAUUUAUGUUCUUGACAUUGGUUGCAUUUGUGUCAUCUCGUGAAUAUGGUGCAUGCUGUGUAAUUUAAUUUGUUGAUUUCACAUAAAAUCUUUGAUUUUUCUGUAUCUUAUGAUGUCUCUGUGAAAAUUAGGUAUUACAGAAUGUGCUGACAGUUUGAAUUUGGAAUGAAGUGGUAUACAGUGAUAUAUGUUGUGAGGGAGGGAUGAAAACUGUGAACAGUGAUAAAAUUGAAUGAGUGGAGAGAUUGAUGGAUACAUUUCUAUGACAUUUUCUUAGUUUCAGCAACAUAAAAAUACUAUUUAAAAAACAUACUUUCGUUUAUGGUCAACACAGUUGAUGAAAAUGGCGAACAUGCAUGUCAGCAUAUUGCAGGGUUUUUUUUUUUUUUUUUUUUUUUUUUUUUCCCCUUAAAGCAAAAAAGUUUGUGUGACGUAAAAAAUUCAGAGAUCCUUUGAAAAAAAAAGUCAUGAAGUGAUUGCAAGUACAAGAUUUUUUUUUAUUGAUGCCAGGAAUGAUUAUUGAGUGUCGACCAGCCGAUGUAUGUAGUUGCUGGAAUAUAGUGGUAUAUUUGCUUACUGUGGCUUUAUCCACAUUUGUUGUGUAUAAGUUAAAACAAUACCCUGUUAAAUUCAUGCUUUCUUUGUUGACCAGAGGGAUUACCAUAGUAAUCAUUGGUGGCACAGCGUCUUCCAGUACAUAAAUCAAAGAUGUCUUGCCACAGCAUCAUGACUGUGUUUUAUUUUUAGUAUUCAGAAGUCAAAGAAAGGUGUCUUGUGUUUGCUACAUUCAGUUGUAUAUAGAACUGUUUUAAGUUACCAGCAUACAAAUUUUGUACUUGAUACUGUGUAGAUCUAUUCUCCAUUUAGGCUUUUCAUAUUGCUUCUGAUAUUCACUCCUAAUUUUAUUCUGAAAUAAACUAAAAAAUCAAUUUA
Saccostrea echinata is the source of this 3397-nucleotide messenger RNA. RefSeq names its product ras-related protein Rab-10-like. The coding region runs from base 224 to 823 and encodes 199 amino acids. The transcript has 6 exons. Gene Ontology annotation, molecular function: GTP binding; GTPase activity. Gene Ontology annotation, biological process: cellular response to insulin stimulus. NCBI's taxonomy places the organism in Eukaryota, Metazoa, Mollusca, Bivalvia, Ostreida, Ostreidae. The record is from RefSeq and is a predicted model, not a curated record. Gene Ontology annotation, cellular component: Golgi apparatus; insulin-responsive compartment; recycling endosome.